AUAAGUAAAAGAAGGAAACUAUGGAGCACAGAGAUUUGAGCCUGCUGGACGAAGCGUUAGGCCUUCACAACAACAAGGCAAAGCCAUGGCCUCUGAGUGGUCGAUUCGUGCUCGUGGAAGAUUGUGUUGACACAAGCGCUGCAUUCGUUCUUCACCACAUCCUCAAGCGCUCCUUCUCUUCUCACCCUUCUUCUUCCGUGCUCUUCCUCUCCUUCUCUCACCCUUUUCCUCACUAUGAUCGCAUCCUCAGAAAACUAGGUUGCAACUUAGCUGCUCAAAGAGAUAAUGGCAGAUUCAUUUUCCUUGACAUGCUUCUGUUGCAUUGUCCAGAUGAAGGAAAAUCUGAUCAUGAUGGGCUUGAUUCUGUAUUUGAGAAAAUUGAAAGACUGAUCACUGCAUUACAUCAAGACAAGAAAUUCGUUUCUAUCAUGAUAGAUGAUGUAUCUAUUCUUGAAGUUGCUGCUAAUGGCUCUUCAAAUGAUGUUUUAGACUUCCUGCAUUAUUGCCAUACACUAACAUCAGAAUCUGGUUGUGCAUUUAUUGCACUUGACCAUAAGGAUAUUUAUUUGAAUGAAGAGAGGCCCACUGUUAACUUAGAGAUGGAGUACCUUGCUGACAUUUUGGUCAAGGCUGAACCUUUGGCCACUGGUUUGGCAAAAGAGGUGCAUGGGCAGUUGAUGGUGUUAGAUAAGGAAACACAACAUCAACAUGGAAUUUCAGCCAUUAAGCUUCACAAUUUUCACUUCAAGAUCAAGGAAAAUGGAAUCGAAUGCUUUUAUCCUGGCACAAAAAUCUAGUGCUGCUCUAUAAUGCUUGUACAAAUCACCGUGUAAUCUUGAAAGAGAAUAAAACUUUAUCUUAUUUUUGUUUAUUUUUCGUUUAUUUGGUAGAAAGAAAGUCAUUCUUAACUUUCAGUAGGGACCUUACUUAUUUUAACAUGAAAAUU
Molecule: messenger RNA, 946 nt
Organism: Abrus precatorius (Indian licorice)
Lineage: Eukaryota; Viridiplantae; Streptophyta; Magnoliopsida; Fabales; Fabaceae
Product: elongator complex protein 6
Exons: 5
Coding region: 21-797 (258 amino acids)
Biological process (GO): tRNA wobble uridine modification
Cellular component (GO): elongator holoenzyme complex
Source: RefSeq, a predicted model, not a curated record